AUGUCUCCGUCGACGGCACCGAUUUUCGUCGGUCCAAUCUUAGCGGUGGACGCCGCCGUAUCUCGCGCGAUUCACACGGCGGCGAAGCCACUCCUCCCGCCAUUUCUCCUCCUCCUCUUAGAGAUCUCCGCUGAUUUCCGAUUCUCCUUCCCCGUCUCCCUUUCCCUACUCCUCUCCCCUCCUUUACGCCCUUUCCUCAUCCCAUUUCUCCUCGGCCUCCUCCUCGAUCUAAUCUUCGUCGGAAUCGUGAAGCUAAUCUUCCGUCGAGCUCGUCCAGCAUACAAUCAUCCCUCAAUGUCCGCCGCCGUCUCCGCUGACCACUACUCGUUUCCCUCAGGCCACGCAUCUCGCGUCUUCUUCGUUGCCGCAUCAGUUCACUUCUUCUCUGCCGCCAUAGAAGCUCCCAUGGUUGAUCCGAGCUCCUCUUUCUUAGACGGUUGGGUCAGAGAUCAUCGCGAUGGCGAUGUGAAGGGAAACGUUGUGGUAGCUGUAUGGAUCUGGGCAACAGUGACCGCCAUUUCAAGGAUUCUCUUAGGGAGACACUACGUGCUCGACGUAGCUGCUGGUGCUUGCUUGGGGAUUCUAGAGGCUCUCUUUGCUCUUCGGUUUCUGAGAUUGGAACAGAUCUUUGGGAGAAGAGUCUUCUUGUUUUCUGUCAUAAAAGAAAAACCGUUGCUAAAAUCGCCAGAGUCAUAUGAUUCAUUCCGACCAAUGGCUUUGGAUAUACUUUUGCAAGUUCGGCUGCAGGUUCUCACUCGGAUCUCUGCUUCUUCAGGCUGUCUUUGGUUUGAUAGUCUCAUCAAGGUUGGUGAAAGUUAUGCCUCUGCUAGGCAUAGGCGUAGUUUCAAGUCUCAACAGGAGAUGCGUGUGAAGUCGGACCCUACUUCUGGAAUAUCUGUUUCUACAGCAUUACCUGCUGGAAACUCAGUUGGAUUAGACUGA
Thlaspi arvense is the source of this 942-nucleotide messenger RNA. NCBI's taxonomy places the organism in Eukaryota, Viridiplantae, Streptophyta, Magnoliopsida, Brassicales, Brassicaceae. The record is from the annotation of a GenBank genome assembly.